AGGAAGAAAGUUAGGUGGGAUGGGGCCACACCGGAGCCUGAUGAAGAGACAGAUAUGCGGGAGACUGAGGAGGACUCUGAGGAGGAUAUGAGGGGUGAUAAGGUGCGCAUAUAUGCUUAUCGUGGUGGGAGUUUUCGGCUUGCGUGUGCAUACUACGAUCCUGUGAAGCGUUUUGUCUACGUUCUCGAGGACACGGAGGAGAACGUUCACUUCGACUUGACGAAGAUGCUGUUUGAACAAACCUCACCGGAUGCCAUCAUCACUAGCUCCAGAGCAGACGACGGAUUCAUCUCAGUCUGUCAGAAAUACGUCGAUGCAUCUGGCGGAACCUUCCAAAUUCGACCACACAAAGAUUUCACUCCGAGUAAAGGCCGCAACCACCUCUUAUCCCUGGGGUUUCUCUCUUCUUUGGAGGCAGAGGAGGGUGCAGACGGAUCCGAUUUGGGGUCAGUUUCUGAUGCUAGGAGUGCUUAUGAGUUCAUGAGGAGGAGAAAAGAUAAGUAUGGGGAUCCCACGAUGAGGAGGUGGAAUGCAUCGAUUAGGAUGUCUAACUUUGCCGCUGUCGACACGGCCCCGCUAUGUGUGAGCUGCAUCGGUGCGCUGCUCGACCAGAUGGCUCGGGAACGGGCGGUUGGAGAGUUGGACGACGAAGGCGUGGCUGGUCUUGAGGUUCUCGGUAUACAGGCGUUGACACUAGAUGCUGUCAUGUAUAUCAAUUCCGAUGCACUGUGCUCCUUGCAGAUUUUUGUCGACGAAGGCCAUGCGUCCAUCCAUUCGGACAAAACGAAGGAGGGCCUAUCGCUCUUCGCCAUCCUCGACCAAACACGAACUGCCCUCGGUCGUCGUCUCCUCCGCACCUGGUUGCUCAGACCAUCUCUCGAUAUCUCCAUCAUUUCCAGUCGGCAUGACGCCAUCGAUUGUUUCACUCGUCCCGAGAACCUCGUCGCUGCGAAUACGAUGCACAAUCACCUAAAGGGGUUCAGGAAUAUACCGAAGAUUUUGACGGCUUUGAGGUCUGGAAAAGCCAAGACGCAGGAUUGGCUUAGUCUUGUGAAGUUCACAUUCCAUUCCGCAAUGCUGCGGGAUACAUUGACGGAGUUGAGCAUGGGGGGCAGUGUCGAUGUUGUGCACAAGUUAACGGCUGUUUUGGACAUCGCUAGCUUCAAGGAAGUGGGUACUGCAGUAAAUGAAACGAUUGAUUGGGAGGAAAGCACUGUUUCUGGCAGAGUCUGCGUUCGUCCUCACAUCGAUGAAGAACUCGACAACAGAAAACAUGUUUACCAUGGAUUGGACGCUGUUCUUUCCAAAGUCGCUGAAGAUAUCAGCGAGACUGUUUCGCCCGACUACGCAUCUUCGUUGAACGUAGUCUAUUUUCCUCAGCUGGGAUACCUCAUAUGUAUCCCUUUGCUCGAGGAGUGGAAGACCGGUGAUGGCAUUGUGGUGAUGGAGGGAUGGACCUUUCAGUUCUCGUCAGAGUCCCAUGUGUACUUCAAGUCGGAUAAGAUGCACGAUCUCGAUACACACAUUGGCGACAUCUAUACUUCCAUCGUCGACAGGGAAAUCGAGAUUUGUCAAGUACUACUCGAUAAGAUUCUAGUUUUCGAAGAAGCAAUAAGUCACGCCUGUGACGUCUGUGCUGAACUCGACUGCCUUCUCUGCUUUGCUGAAGCCUCCAAUGCGUACGGAUAUACCAGACCAGAGAUGAGCGAAGAGAAUACUAUCAUGAUUAAGCAAGGCCGCCAUCCUUUGCAGGAACAAGUCGUGGAUACAUUCGUGCCGAAUGACGCUUUUCUGGUCGGUGGUGCUGGCAUCGGAAGCUACCCUAAUGUACGAGCAGAUGAGGAUGAUUCGAGUGGGGAAGUGCCACUACUUGGUAACAGUAUCGUUGUGUGUACGGGAGCGAAUGCUUGCGGAAAGAGCGUAUACUUGAAACAAACUGCCUUGAUCCAGUUCAUGGCUCAAAUCGGAUGCUUUGUUCCCGCCGAGUCCGUCAUUCUCGGGAUUGUGGAUAAAAUCUUUACUCGUGUCCAAAGCCGAGAAUCCGUAUCAAGAGCCCAGUCAGCUCUGAUGAUAGAUCUAAACCAAGUUUCUCUGGCCCUGCGAAACUGUACAUCGCGCUCUUUGCUACUUCUCGAUGAGUUCGGGAAGGGUACCUUGUCGACAGACGGCGCUGGUCUCUUUUGCGGUGUCAUCAAGAGCCUACUUGCGCGUGGUGCCGAUUGCCCAAAGGUCCUCGCCACAACGCACUUUCAUGACCUGUUCCGUGACGACCUACUCAGUCCUCGUCUACUGCCCAUCACUUACGCCCACAUGGAGGUCCUAUUUACGACCGCAGACGGGGAAGUCAUUAUUGGUAGCGACCAUUCUGACGAGGCCGAACAGACAGGAAGCAUAUCUCGAAGGAUCGGUCAUGGGGAGAAGAUAACAUACUUGUACAGAGUUGCACCGGGCCUUUCGCUACGUUCUCAAGCUGCCCGAUGUGCUGAAAUCUUCGGUAUACCCCACGACAUUGUGGAGAGAGCUCAAUACGUCAGUGACCUUCUAUCUGCUCAUGAGAUCACAAAGCUUCUAGAUGAAGAUAUGACUGCAGAAGAAAUGCGCGAGCUCGAGGAGGCUGAUCGAGUUUGUCGAAGGUUAUUGCAGUGGGACCUGGAAGUUGAGAGCAAAGAGGAGCGGGACCCGAGGUCAGGGUUGGCGAAGGUUUUGCAAGAGCUGGAGUGUGUGGAAGAAUGAUCAACUCUUGGCAGUGGACGAACGUCUCAGUCGGCUGCGGGCAGGGUGCUUGAAGGGCCAUCCAUAGUAUACCGUGCGGCUUGUCAACUCUCGAAUAAAGGCCGUGCAUAAGGUGGAACAGCAAGAUAAUUUAAAGGGAAGGUGUCACCGGAAGGUAUCGCGACGGCGUGAGAAAUGAG
Stereum hirsutum FP-91666 SS1 is the source of this 2912-nucleotide messenger RNA. RefSeq lists its product as uncharacterized. The record is from RefSeq and is a predicted model, not a curated record. The transcript has 26 exons. The coding region runs from base 55 to 2733 and encodes 892 amino acids. Gene Ontology annotation, biological process: mismatch repair; chiasma assembly. Gene Ontology annotation, cellular component: nucleus. Gene Ontology annotation, molecular function: mismatched DNA binding; ATP binding; ATP-dependent DNA damage sensor activity. Lineage: Eukaryota; Fungi; Basidiomycota; Agaricomycetes; Russulales; Stereaceae.